AUGUGCCGCAGGUCGCCGCCGAAUGCCUUCGUGACAAACGCGCAACAAUCUACGAACGAACAACUUCUACAGCAGGCGAAUAUCCUCAGCGCCCUGCCCCCUGAGCUUCUCGCCUGUAUAUUCUCCCAUCUCCAUGCCCAAUCAUCUACAGAUAUCGCCGCCUGCCGCCUCGUAAACCACGCCUUCAACAAGCAUAGCUCGCCCUUCCUCCUCCGUCGCGUCAUCUUCGCGCGGCGUCGAGAGGUGAUUAAGAAGCUGCGUGAGGUUCUGCAGCACCCUUUCUUCCACCGACAUGUCACAGAGUUGGUUUAUGAUGGCAGCAGCUACGCCGAGGCGGCGGCAACGGACUGGAACCAGUAUGUGGAAGAUUGCGAAUAUUCGCCGCGGGACUCGGAGGAUGCAGCAUGGACGGCGCAACAAAACCGCGAUCGCGUGGCUUGGAGGGAGCUGAGUUCGUUCGGCAUGCGCAACUCUGUGAUACCUGGUUCCAUUGACGAUAGCAUGAAACCAGGCGAGGAAGGUGAACGGGUCGAUAGUCCAAACGAACGUGCGGUGCCGAUGCUGGAGUUCCACAACGCUUUCCGCCUUGGCUGCUACACGUCGUUCGCCAAUUAUGCGCAGCGUUACACCGAUCAGCACUACAUCCGGCUGGAAGGAGUGGACACCAACAUUCUCGCUGCUGCAUUCACUAUGCUUCCAAACCUAAGCAGUGUCGUGUAUACGGACUAUCGCGGUCUAGCCCGCAAUGGCGAGAGCUUCGACGCUUGCUGUCGACGUCAAUUCGGCAGGACUCUCGAGCCCCAGCACACUGGAAUCACUGGCCCAGGUACCACUGUAGGUGACCGCUUGUUCCCUCUACUUGACGUCCUCGCCAAGGUACCGAAAGCGAGGGUGACUAGUCUGGCUAUUGGACCACAUGCAUUCGAAUACACAGGUGAAGACACAAGUGAGCUUGCCGACCCUAGCCAUGCGCAGAACCCACAAUACCUAGACAUCAGUGCACUGAAAGAUGUCUUCCUAGGCCCCGAUACAAAUCUCUCUCACAUCCUGAGUCGACUGAAACAUCUCCGUUUCGCGUUCUGUUACAGCGGCCACUGCGCUAAUGAGAAUCACAUGCGCGACAAGAUGUGCAAAUUGCUACAAGCUUCGACGCCUCACCUUCGGUCUCUCACGCUCCAUAUGAUGUACCUGUUCUGGGGAGGCGUGCACGAAGUUCCUAAGUUGGACAAUAACGCCCGCUUCGACGUCUUCACUUCCGUUAUCUCGCCGUUGCGUAUGCCUCAUCUGCAUUCUUUGAGCCUCCGUCGCUGGAUUUUUACCGCUGGAGAGCUAAAGGCUUUCUUAGCUGAGCACGCAACAACGCUUCGCAACCUGCAUCUGCUCGGUUGCCUCUGCGGAGAUGACGAAGCUAUGCUAGCGCGCUGGGGCGCUCAGAACCUUGCUCUGACGGGCGUCGAGCUGUCCCGCUGUCUCUCUGUCCUCGACAUGCGAAGCGCCAACCCGCACGGCUGGAGGCGCAUGAACCAGGCAGAGUGGCGGCAGAUGCGGCCCAUGUUUACAGAGCAGGAGUACAGGGAAUUGGAACCGACGUGGCUGGAUGGACGGACGAAUCGGGUAGCACGGGAGCAAAGGCAUGAAAUUCCGCCGGAGGGCGCAUGGUGGAAACGGCCAGCGUAUAUGUAG
Molecule: messenger RNA, 1683 nt
Organism: Recurvomyces mirabilis
Lineage: Eukaryota; Fungi; Ascomycota; Dothideomycetes; Mycosphaerellales; Teratosphaeriaceae
Exons: 1
Coding region: 1-1683 (560 amino acids)
Molecular function (GO): protein binding
Source: RefSeq, a predicted model, not a curated record